Messenger RNA from Capsicum annuum, 5986 nucleotides. Its product is annotated as DDT domain-containing protein PTM. Bases 284 to 5482 code for a protein of 1732 amino acids. Lineage: Eukaryota; Viridiplantae; Streptophyta; Magnoliopsida; Solanales; Solanaceae. The record is from RefSeq and is a predicted model, not a curated record. The transcript is spliced from 10 exons.
CCCUAUUCAUUCUAAGCUCCCCGUAGCAGAGUGAGGUUUUGCGGUUUAGGGCACAAUCAGCUUCACAGUUUUCACCACAACUCUUCACAGAAGAACCGUUUCAUAUCCUUUUAAUCUCCUUCGAUUCGAUGACGCUUCAUCUUCUCUAACAAGGUGUGAUACGAACUAGCGGAAGUAACAAGGCGGUCAUUAGUGUGGUGGAAAACUUGGUUUUUGUGCUAUUUACAGAAAAUAAAUUGGUGUACGGUGUGAUUUGGAUAGAAUUGUGAAUUGGAUUGGUGGAAUGGAGGUUGCCAUGGACAGAUCAGAGAAGCGAGGUAGAAAAAGGCGAAGAAACAAUGUUCGGAAUGUUCCGGUGGUUCAGGAAGGGAAGAAACGGGCCGUAGUGCCGAGGCCUAAGGUCUUAUUGGGAACAUAUAUUAGGAAGGAAUUUAAGGGAAUCGGGAUAUACUUGGGGAAAGUCAUAUCUUAUGAUACUGGCUUGUAUAAAGUUGUAUACGAGGAUGGAGAUUUUGAAGAAAUGGAUAGCAGUGAAGUGAAGGCGGUUUUGUUUGAAGAUAAGUUGAAUGGUCAAUGGUUGAAAAGAAAGAAGAAGCUCGACAAAUUAGUAGCUAGAAAAGAAGCAACAAGUAUUAAGUCUCGAGUUGAGCCAGUUAACCGUGUAAUUGAUAAGUCCAAGGCAUCAGUUUCAAAAGAUCGGGACAUCGGUUCUUCAGAUAAACUUGAGGUCGGCCUACUAGGAUGUGAUUCUGAUUUGGUGAGUGAUUUGUCUGAAGAUUAUAUGGAGCAGGAUUUGAGUUCAGAGGUAGAAGUGCCUCUAUUUCCUGCACCUCAACUGCCUUCUUCAUCUGGCAGUAUUGGUAUUCCGGAGGAGUAUGUAUCGUACCUGUUGUCUGUCUAUAGCUUUUUACGGUCAUUUAGUAUCAGACUGUUUUUAUAUCCAUUUGGACUUGAAGAUUUUGUCGGAGCACUCAACUGUUCUACUCCAAACACAUUGUUCGACUCUGUUCAUGUUGCCCUGAUGUGUGCUUUGAGGCGCCACCUCAACAAGCUGUCAUCUGAUAAUGCUGUGCUUGCAUCAAAGUUCCAAAAGGACAUUGAUUGGGGCCUGCUUGAUACAAUGACUUGGCCAGUGUACCUAGUUCAUUACUUAACAGUAAUGGGAUACGCAGAUGAACCUGGUUGGGAAGGUUUUUAUCCCCAUACUUUGCAAAAGGAAUAUUACUUGUUAUCUGCUGGCAGGAAAAUCAUGGUUUUGCAGAUCUUGUGUGAUGAUGUUCUACAUUCUGAAGAACUAAGAGCAGAAAUUGACAUGCGUGAAGAAGCAAAUGUAGGUACAGAGUCAGAUAUAACUAUAGGUGUUGCUUCUGUCAGUGCACCAAGAGUUGUUCAUCCCAGAUAUCCUAAAACUUCUGCCUGUGAGGAACAAGAAGCAACCGAGCUUUUUAAAGAAAAUAAUGAAAGAAAGCAAAGUUGUAGUAAUGAUAUUUUAGGACCCAAGGUUAGUAGCCAAGAUCAUGUCUCUGGUGCAGAUCAAAACCGUAACAUUGAUGAAUGCUGUCUCUGCGGCAUGGAGGGGACUUUGCUUUGCUGUGAUGGGUGCCCAUCGUCUUACCAUGCAAGGUGCAUUGGAGUUAGCAAAAUGCAUAUACCAGAGGGGGCAUGGUAUUGCCCUGAGUGCAUAAUCGAUGAAAUUGAACCAAAUACUAUGAGGGGAACAACUCUGAAAGGAGCAGAGCUUUUUGGUGUUGAUUCCUAUGGACAAAUCUUCAUGGGUACUUGCAAUCAUUUGCUUGUGUUGAAGGCCUUGGCUGGCGCAGACACUAUAUUCAGAUACUACAACAAGAAGGACAUUCCCAGAGUUGUGCAAGCACUUAAUGCAAAUGCACAGCACAGUACUUCAUAUCUGGAAAUUUGCAACGGAAUAAUGCAAUACUGGAGAAUUCCUGGCAAUGUUUCUUUCCCUGAUGGUGAACUAGCUGAAAUUGGUUCUGAAAGAUCUAAUGGAACAAAAUGUAAUAGUUGCUCUACAUCAUCACUUAAUUCAUUGGUCAAGGAAAGUCCUGAGAGAGGGAAUCCUGGAAGUUGUGUAACUGAAUCCGGCUCAGAAGAUGCUUCUAUAAGUAAUUUAUCAAAGGAGCCUAUGCUCAAUGAGACUCUAGGUGCAGUUAUCCAACCUGAUGGUAUUUGUUACCAGGUAAAAAGUGAUUCUAUGGCAAGACAGAGUAAUGCACCUAUAGACUUGCUUCCAUCUGCACAAGUUGGAGUGAAAUAUAUUGCACCUGUUGGUUCAGUUGGUCAGCAGGUCAUUCCAUCUGAGCGGAUUCAACAAGAUGACACAAACUUGGUAGAUAUUGCUACUUGUACAUCAAGAAGCAGUGGCAACUUUGUGGAACAAGUUAAUAGCAAUUGUGCUGGUAUUGCAGUAUCUGUUGAGUGUGAAAAGGCUCAUGGCAGACCCGGCAGAAUAGGUUACAGAGAACCCAUUGGUGGCUGCUUGUACAUGGGGUCAUCCUUUAGACCUCAACGAUACAUAAACAGUUAUCUGCAUGGAGAUUUUGCUGCAUCUGCUGCUGCAAAUCUAGCUGAACUUUCUCUAGGAGAAAACCAAGGUAAUGAGAGUCAUGCUUCAGACAAUAGGCAGAAACUUUCUGCUAAUAUUUUACUUCAAGCAAAAGCUUUCUCAUCAGCAGCGACACGCUUUUUCUGGCCGAAUACUGAAAAGAAGGUUGUGGAAGUACCAAGGGAAAGAUGCAGUUGGUGUCUUAACUGUAAGGCUGCUGUGACUGGUAAGAAAGGAUGCUUGUUAAAUGCUGCAGCAUCAAAUGCCAUUAAGGGAGCAGUGAAGAUACUUGCUAGUCUUCGUUCUGCAAAUGCUGGGGAGGGAAAUCUACGUGGUAUUGCCACAUAUAUUAUAUUGAUGGAGGAGACCUUAACUGGUCUGACAGUUGGUCCUUUUCUAAGUACAGCUUUUAGAAAACAAUGGCGUAAACAGGCAGAAGAAGCUACUAGUUGCACUGUGAUAAAGUCUCUUCUGCUUGAAUUUGAGGAGAAUAUCCGGUUUGUUGCUUUUUCUGGUGACUGGUUUACGCUCGUUGAUGGUGGGGCAUCAGAAUCUGCCAUCACUCAUUCAACUGCUGGUGCUGUGGACUCAUCUCAUAAGCAUAAAUCAGGGAGGCGGGGUAGAAAACGAUCGUCGAUGGUUAAAGCAUCUGAAUCUGUCAUCGCUCAUUCAACUGCUGGUGCUGUGGACUCAUCGCAUAAGCAUAAAUCAGGGAGGCGGAGUAGGAAACCAUCGUCAAUGGUUAAAGUAACUGCUGAUGAUUUCAAAGAUAAACAGGACUUCACUUUGUGGAGUGGAAGCAUGCUCUCGAAGCUUAUCUUCCAUACUCUAGCCCGAUCAGUGUUGAAGAAAGCAGCGCGCCAAGGUGGUCUGAGAAAGAUACCUGGUAUUUAUUAUGAUGAAGGGUCCAACACUGCCAAAAGAAGCAGGCGACUGGCUUGGCGAGCUGCAGUUGAUUUGUGUAAGACAACAUCACAACUUGCACUUCAGGUUAGGUACCUCGAUAUGCAUGUGAGAUGGAGUGAUCUUGUUAGUCCUGAACAGACCCUCCUAGAUGGAAAAGGUCCUGAGUCAAAAACAUAUGCCUUUAGAAAUGCUUCCAUAUGUCAUAAAAGAAUUGUCGGAGAUGUGGUCAGAUAUAGUGUUGCUUUUGGAAAUCAGAAGCAUCUCCCAUCUCGUGUCAAGAAGAGUACAAUAGAAGUAGAGCCAAGCCAGGAUGGGGGAAAGGAAAAAUAUUGGUUUUCUGAGUCACGGAUUCCUUUGUAUAUAAUAAAAGAUUAUGAAGAAAACUUGGUAAAAGAUCUCCCCUCAGCCAACAAGUUCGUUAAUGCACUUCCGAAGUUGCAAAAAAGCUUCUUGGUGGCUUCUUGUAAAGAUAUAUUCUCUUAUCUUGCGCAGAAGAGAGAUGGCAAUGCUACGCAUUGUUGUGCUUCAUGUGAAGUGGACGUGUUACUCAGGAACACGAUCAAGUGCACUACAUGCCAAGGUCUAUGUCACAAGCGAUGCACAAUUAAUUCAACAGUUACUGCUAAAGAGGAGACUGAGUUUAUGGCCUCCUGCAAACAGUGUUACCAGAAGAGAACUUCAACACAAUCUGAAAGUAGUCAUGAAUCUCCUACUAGUCCUUUACUCAUGCAAGGAAAAGAUAUUCCAGUUCCAGUGUCAGCCAGAAAAGGAGUAAAAGUAGGUAGUUCUAGUAAUCCAUCUGCAUCCAGUACGACUCUAAAGCAUUCUUCUAAGGUGAAGCAUGCUAGUACAAAUUUGGCUACAGGCUGGAAGCAACACUGGGGUGUUAUUUGGAGAAAGAAGAAUGAGGGUACUGGUGAUUUUAGAUUUAAAAACAUUCUUCUGAGAGGCAAUCCAGAUACUGAUUCGUUAAGACCUAAAUGCCGCCUUUGCCGUAAGCCAUAUGAUCCUUAUCUAAUGUACAUCUAUUGUGAAUCAUGCGAAUCUUGGUUCCAUGCUGAAGCUGUCGGACUUGAGGAAUCAAAGAUUUCUGAAGUGGUGGGGUUCAAAUGUUGCAAGUGUCGUAGGAUUAGGAUGCCCAUCUGCCCUUUCUUAGAUCCAGAAAGCAAAAGACAGUUAGAGGAAAAGAGGACGUGUGCAAGGGCUUCAAAGAGGGAUAGUCGACGAAUUGAGCCUGAUUCUGGGGUCAUUUCAGAGCUACAGAAAGAUGACAAUACCAGCACUCCAGCAGUGCCUGUGGAGGUAUCCCCAUCUUUAGAGGAUAAUAAGCCUCUUGUUUCCACUGUUGCAGAGCUUACUGAGCACUUUACAGUGGGUGAUUGUGAACUGAAUGCUGAAACUUAUGAUACUGAUUUGAAAUCUUCUUCUGAGUUAUCCACUCCUCUUGGAGGAAACACAAUGGUUCCUACAGAAGAAAUGCCAAUUCAUGUUGAACUGGCUGCUAGACAGCUAGUAAGGACACAUGUAAGACUUGAGAAGGACUCAGAUACUCCUUUUGCAAAUACUCCAUCAAAUGUUGAUUUAUUCACCCCUUCUAUAGUUGAAAUGGAUACUUCAAGGGAGUGUUCCGACGAAGAUGGUCAUGAAUGCAAGUAUAUGGAGUUUGAGCCUCAGACAUGUUUCGCUUUCAAUGAUUUACUUGCAUCUGAUGAUCUUGGUCCAUUGGAUGGAGUUGACUCGUUAGCCACUUUAAACAAGAAGGGUGAAACAUCAUCAAGGUUUCUACCUGAUAAGAAUGCUGAUACGUCUUAUGUCAAGCACGAGUCUGCAAUUAGCAGAAUAUCUGCUGAUGCUUUUGCAGUUACUUGUAAGAUGUGUUCACGUAACGAACCACUCCCUGAUCUUUGUUGUGAAACAUGUGAUAUAUGGAUCCACCGUUAUUGUUCACCAUGGAAUGAAGAGGAGUCUGGAGAAGAUGAUUGGAAGUGUGGCAACUGUAGGGAAUGGAGAUAAUUGUUGCUGAAUCUUCACUAUGUAAGGUGUUGCAUCUUGGGCAUGCAUAAUGGCUGAUUGAAGGGGCUUACCAUUGAUACUUUACAUCACAAUUGGAGAAUGAAUCAAAAUGAGCAAGCCACUCGUGAUGUCUGCCAAGGAACUUUUAAUCAAGUUCCAUCGUUUGGUUAGGACUGAUUUUGUCGUAAAAAGGGUAUAAUUUUCCUGUGAUGAGUUGAUUCAGAAAAGCUAAUCAUGCACAGAUUCUUUUAGGAAAAGAUUAUUAGGAGGUUGUGGUAAUUUGCUCCAGCCUUGACGGAUAAGCAACCCUUUCCAUUGGUGCUUAUCUGAUAUUUUUACUGUAAAAAGAGGUCUACAGGUACCAGUUCUUUUCUUUAUAGUAUUUUUUUAAACAUGACCGGAAGAACUAUAAAUUUAAACUGAAAUGGGACACUUGUGAUGGAUAGAAUUUAUGUACUUGGUGGCUUAUGAUUUUACAGUCAAAUGAUCAAGUGAUUCUUCUUA